Messenger RNA from Rhodamnia argentea, 1583 nucleotides. RefSeq names its product zinc finger protein CONSTANS-LIKE 14-like. The record is from RefSeq and is a predicted model, not a curated record. Bases 90 to 1409 code for a protein of 439 amino acids. The transcript is spliced from 4 exons. Gene Ontology annotation, molecular function: zinc ion binding; protein binding. Lineage: Eukaryota; Viridiplantae; Streptophyta; Magnoliopsida; Myrtales; Myrtaceae.
CGAAUCGCAAGUCCUUCUUCCUGCUGCUACUACUCUCAAUCUUCCUCCAUCCCGGGAAUCGACAGCCCAGCUUUAACUCCCGCCGAGUCAUGAGCCGCCCCAAAUCGAGAACCGCCGGCGACGACGCCACCGUCCCCUGCGACUUCUGCGUCGGCCGCGCCGCCGUACUCUACUGCCGGGCUGACUCCGCCAGGCUCUGCCUUCCCUGCGAUCGCCAUGUCCACUCCGCCAACCUCCUCUCCCGCAAGCACCUCCGCUCCCAGAUCUGCGACGCCUGCUCCUCCGAGCCCGCCUCCGCCUUCUGCUCCGCCGAGGACCUCGCCCUCUGCCAUGACUGCGACCUCGACGCCCACGCCGGCUGCUCCGCCUCCCACGCCCGCGACCCCGCAGAGGGCUUCUCGGGCUGCCCGUCCUCGCUCGAGCUCGCGUCGCUGUGGGACCUGGUCUCGGAGACGUGGUUCGGCGUUCAAGAGAUGACGGUGCCGGACGAGAAGGCGUUGGAGUUGCGUGACCAGAUUGGGAAGAGGCAUGGCCAGCAAUGCGGAAGGCGCAAGCGGGCCGUACACGAGCAGUUGAUGGAGUUGUUCGAGAGGGAUUGUUCGGCGGGCGGUGGUGGAAGAGGGGAGGAUCUGGGGCCGGCGACGCCGAACGCGGCGAACGCUGCUGGGAAAUGCGAGGUUGUGGACGGUAGCGAUGGUGGGUGCGAGCGGUUGUUGGAGAUUCAGGGCACGUCGUUCGAGUCGCUGCUGAUGUCGACGUCUCGGAGUGAUUGGGAAGAGAAUCUCGAGAGGGAGAUGAUGUGGGAUUGUCAUCCUAGCAAUCAAACCACUCAGACAUGGGAUUUUAACUUGGGACGGCUGAGGGGUCACGAAGAACCUGGCUCGGGGGAAGUUGAAUUCGGUACAAACAGCGAAGGCUUCAUGAUCAAGAAUUAUGAUGAGCUCAUGAGAGAAGUGCCUUUGCUGACGUCGAAAGCCUCAGACGAACUAUAUCACGUGAACUGCUCUUUGGUGGACGAAGCUAUGGCAUCGUUGAAUAAUAUUUUGAAUAACCCAGUUGUAAGACAUGGUUUGGCAACAAUUGAAAGCAAUAUAUGUUCAGUACCCCAACCCACAUCAGGUACAGCCCUUGCUAAAUACGAAGACUCGGUUUGCUCGAGAGAAUAUGAUGGCGGAGAACCAAAUGUGCUCAUGAAGCAUGACAGCGCAACGGCAUUGGCUACAUCGAAAGCCGACAUGGAGUUGCUAGCCCAGCACCGAGGCAAUGCCAUGCUCCGCUACAAGGAGAAGAGAAAAACUCGAAGAUUUGAAAAGCACAUACGGUAUGAGUCGAGGAAGACCAGAGCUGAUACUAGGAAGCGAGUGAAAGGCCGCUUUGUGAAGGCUAGUGAGGAAGCUCCUAAUGGCUGAACUCACACAUGAACGAGCUGAUGCUUUUCCGUUUCUCAAAACAUAUGUAAUCCUACUUUAAUUAACGCUAUAUGGUUCAGAGUGGUUUUUUAUUUUUAUUUUUACACGAGAUGAAUUUUUGAUCGAGCAAUUUUGCGCCUACCUAACAGAGUUCGCUUUUUUUGCUUCCGAAUA